Dalotia coriaria is the source of this 3680-nucleotide messenger RNA. RefSeq names its product Imitation SWI (gene Iswi). Lineage: Eukaryota; Metazoa; Arthropoda; Insecta; Coleoptera; Staphylinidae. Gene Ontology annotation, cellular component: nucleus; chromatin. Bases 329 to 3391 code for a protein of 1020 amino acids. The record is from RefSeq and is a predicted model, not a curated record. Gene Ontology annotation, molecular function: ATP hydrolysis activity; histone binding; DNA binding. Gene Ontology annotation, biological process: regulation of transcription by RNA polymerase II; nucleosome organization. The transcript is spliced from 4 exons.
GCUAAAACUUUUAGGUCGCUAAAUUAACAAAUAUCAACAUGCUUCACUGAUAAAAAUUGUUUAUUGUGAGUUUUGCUGUGUUUCUAGCACGUUGUUCUGCCCUUGAAGCAGCAGCGCUUCCGUGAAUGCUCUCGCGAGAACACAACCACACAACCGUUUUUCCCGCCGGGCAUCACCAUCUGCGUCUAUUCCACUACUUUACGACGCGUUGUAUCAUAGCGUUGUAUUGUCCACGGUUGUAACUAGCGGUGAACACACAUUACGAGAUUGUUUUCGCAAAAAAUACAAACUACCCGGCGUGGUGCCCAGUUAUAUUAUCUAAAUCAUCAUGUCCAAGGCGGAGGAGCAGGUUGCGGAGACCACCGGCGCCGAAACUGGCGAGAAUUCAGCCAGCAAUGAAUCAUCAUCUGAUGCGACCUCUUCCCGGGGUAAAGGCGAAGACUUUGAAGCAAAACUGGAAAAUGAUAGAGGCAAAAGAUUUGAUUAUCUUUUGAAGCAAACUGAAAUCUUUUCCCAUUUCAUGACCAAUCCAGCAACUAAAAGCCCAACAAAACCAAAGGCAGGACGCCCAAGUAAAGCCAAAGAGAAGGAAGACAAAGAUGCAGCUGAUCACAGACAUAGAAAAACUGAGCAAGAAGAAGAUGAGGAGCUGUUGGCUGAGACCAAUACAAAAACCAAGCAGAGUAUUCGUUUUGAUGCGUCGCCGCAUUAUAUUAAAAAUGGCGAGAUGCGCGAUUAUCAAAUCCGAGGUCUUAACUGGAUGGUGUCACUGUAUGACAAUGGCAUCAAUGGAAUUCUGGCUGAUGAGAUGGGUCUGGGUAAAACACUGCAGACUAUUUCACUACUGGGUUUCAUGAAACACUACAAGAACAUUCCAAGUCCACACAUUGUCAUUGUACCCAAGUCUACUCUUGCUAAUUGGAUGGCUGAGUGCAACAAAUGGUGUCCCAGUCUUAGAGCAGUGUGUUUAAUUGGUGAUCAAGAAGCAAGAAGCACUUUUAUCAGAGAAGUCUUGAUGCCUGGCGAAUGGGACGUCUGUAUUACAUCUUAUGAGAUGUGUAUCAAGGAAAAAUCCGUCUUUAAGAAGUUCAACUGGCGCUACAUGAUCAUUGAUGAGGCUCAUCGUAUUAAAAACGAAAAAUCCAAACUCUCAGAAAUCCUACGAGAGUUUAAAACGUCAAAUCGUCUCCUGUUAACUGGUACACCUCUACAAAACAAUCUCCACGAGUUGUGGGCACUUUUAAAUUUCCUCCUCCCUGAUGUUUUUAAUUCAUCUGACGAUUUCGAUGCGUGGUUCAAUACUAAUUCUUGUUUCGGUGAUAAUGCGCUUAUCGAACGUUUGCAUGCGGUACUCAAACCUUUCCUUUUGCGUCGUUUGAAAUCCGAAGUAGAAAAACGUCUCAAACCCAAGAAAGAAGUAAAGGUUUACGUUGGUCUCAGUAAAAUGCAACGCGAUUGGUAUACGAAGAUUCUCAUGAAAGAUAUUGAUAUUGUUAAUGGUGCUGGUAAAGUAGAAAAGAUGCGACUGCAGAAUAUUCUCAUGCAGCUGCGAAAAUGCGCAAAUCAUCCAUAUCUCUUCGAUGGGGCUGAACCAGGCCCUCCGUACACUACAGAUCUUCAUUUGGUGACAAACUGUGGUAAAAUGGUGGUGUUAGAUAAAUUACUGCCGAAAAUGUUGGAACAAGAGUCGAGAGUGCUGAUUUUCUCACAGAUGACGCGUAUGUUGGAUAUUAUUGAAGAUUAUUGUCAUUGGAGACAGUUUAAUUACUGUAGAUUAGAUGGUCAAACCCCUCAUGAAGACCGCCAGCGUCAAAUCAACGAAUACAACGAACCCAACAGUAAAAAAUUCAUUUUCAUGCUCUCUACACGCGCUGGUGGUCUUGGCAUCAACUUGGCCACCGCCGAUGUGGUCAUUAUCUACGAUUCUGAUUACAACCCGCAGAUGGAUCUUCAAGCUAUGGAUCGUGCUCAUCGUAUUGGUCAAAAGAAACAAGUACGAGUUUUCCGUUUCAUCACAGAAAACACUGUAGAAGAGAAGAUUAUCGAAAGAGCCGAGGUGAAACUGCGACUUGAUAAACUCGUCAUUCAACAAGGUCGCCUCGUUGAUAACAAAACUGCCCAAUUGAACAAGGACGAAAUGAUUCAGAUGAUUCGUCACGGAGCGAAUCAUGUGUUUGCUUCUAGGGAUUCAGAGCUGCGAGAUGAGGAUAUCGAUGAUAUUCUGCAUCGUGGUGAAGAGAAAACUGCAGAGUUGUCAAAGAAACUUGAAGAAUUGGGUGAAUCUUCUCUACGUAAUUUCACAAUGGAUGCACCUGCGAAUUUGUAUCAGUUUGAGGGUGAAGAUUAUAGAGAUAAACAAAAGAGUAAUCUGAGUAAUUGGAUCGAGCCGCCAAAACGAGAACGUAAAGCAAAUUACGCUGUUGAUGCUUAUUUCCGUGAAGCUUUGCGCGUUUCUGAACCCAAAGCACCGAAAGCUCCACGUCCGCCAAAACAACCCAUCGUGCAAGACUUCCAGUUCUUCCCGCCGCGUUUGUUUGAGCUUUUGGACCAGGAAAUUUACUACUUCCGGAAAUCGGUAGGUUAUAAAGUUCCUAAGAAUUUAGAACUUGGACCCGAUGCUAGUAAACAACAGAAAGAAGAACAAAGGAAAAUUGAUGAGUCUGAACCAUUAUCAGAUGAUGAAGCAGGCGAGAAAGAAAGUUUACUCACGCAAGGUUUCACAAACUGGUCAAAACGUGAUUUUAAUCAGUUCAUCAAAGCAAACGAGAAGUUUGGACGUGAUGAUAUUGAAAAUAUUGCAAAGGAAGUUGAAGGUAAGACACCGGAAGAAGUAAUGGAGUAUUCUGCUGUUUUCUGGGAGAGAUGUCAUGAACUAACUGAUGUUGAUCGCAUCAUGGCGCAGAUCGAAAAAGGCGAGGGUAAAAUUCAACGCCGUGCGAGUAUUAAACGCGCUUUAGAGGCCAAAAUGGGUCGUUACAGAGCACCGUUCCACCAACUACGCAUUUCCUACGGCACAAACAAAGGCAAAAACUACAUGGAGGAAGAAGACAGAUUUUUGGUUUGCAUGUUACAUAAACUAGGCUUUGAUCGAGAGAAUGUGUACGAAGAGUUGCGUGCAGCUGUCAGGAGUUCCCCACAGUUUAGAUUCGACUGGUUCCUGAAAUCCCGAACGGCAAUGGAGCUUCAAAGACGUUGCAACACUCUGAUUACAUUAAUAGAACGAGAAAAUCAAGAGUUGGAAGAGAAGGAACGCGCCGAGAAGAAAAAGAAAGCGCCCAAGUCGGCGAACACUUCAACUCAGGGUAACAAUAAGGGUGGAGCACAAAAGAGGAAGAAUGAUUCGAUGGGUGGCGGUGGAGCAUCAGACGCGAAGAAAAAGAAGAAGAAAUGAACAAAUUAGAACUGAUUCUCACUCUCAACUCACAAUUACUUGAUUGUAUCUUAUUGAUAUUUAUUAAUUUGCGCGGGGGCAACCUAUUUAUAAGUGGUUGAAAUAUAUGAAAAGACCCUUUGAGUAUUUACGGCGUAAUUUACACUUAACUUGUAGUUAGGGAAUACGUAGACGUAGGUUAUUUGUUUAAUCAUAUUGUAUGACGAUGCAUGACGAUGUGUGCAGCGUUUCGUUGCAUUUUGGUAAUGUCACACUACCCAUUCUCAUAAAACGCUAGUUUUAAAUGAAA